This is a messenger RNA of Hyposmocoma kahamanoa, 7500 nucleotides long. RefSeq lists its product as uncharacterized. The record is from RefSeq and is a predicted model, not a curated record. The transcript is spliced from 13 exons. Lineage: Eukaryota; Metazoa; Arthropoda; Insecta; Lepidoptera; Cosmopterigidae. Bases 74 to 7033 code for a protein of 2319 amino acids.
AAUUUUCAUAGCAUAAAAUGUGCGACAUGUCAUACGAAAAUUUUAUUUACCGCCAUAGUCUCUAAAUGCCAAUAUGAAUCCCAAAGUUCAAGAAACACUGAAUAAUCUGAGACCGCCAGUGGAAAGACUUUUCAAGAAUUACCGGUAUUGUAGAGACGAAGCGUCUAGAUAUAACGCGGAGGCGAAUAAUAAUUUAUAUACGACGCCAAAUCAGCGUGUAAACAGUACUUGGGAUGUGAAAGAUACCACUUCUUCAUUGUCUGUUCUCGUGAAGCAAAGUGAGGAGAACCUGACAGUCGAAAAGUAUACCGUAUUGAGCUACACAAAUCUCCAAUUCUCAAAAGUUCCCCACUACUGUAACUCAUCAAUCGAUGAUCCAGAAGUAGAAAAACCGGUGAUCAAAGUAACCGUCAUACCGAACAACACUUCUGCGACUCGAAAGAAGAGAAGUUGCCCGAAAAGGAUAGAAAGCUCUGUUUCUAAUCAAGAGAGCUCAGUUAAAUCCGAAAACGUAUACAUUGUUAUAAAAAAUAGAAAACACGAAAAAGUCUAUGAAGUAAAAGGCACUGGCAGCGCCGAGUUCUCGAAGUCUAAUUACAAGCGCCGAUUGAAACAUGAGGAGAUUUCUGUGAAGCAAAACGUCCAACAAUUGCUAAAAUCAUUGAAUAUGGACACAAAGAAAAAGAAAGGGAGAAGAAAGAGACUGUCCGGCGAGGACGAAGAAGAAUUUGAUGAUGAGCAAUUUGAGAAAUACUCUGGCACUGGAAGAUGCACGUGCUCGAGACAAAUAGGCUCUUAUGACAUUUUUGCUAAUACAAUGGCACCAGCACAGAUGGAACAAAGUGUCAAACGACAUCUUAAAUCGUUGCAUGAAAAGAAAAUGAGAAAUUUAGAGAAAAUACAACUUGUAAAUGAAGAGAUGCCUUCAGAAGAGGAAGCUUUUGAGAAACUUACAUACGACUGCAAAUGCCAGCCAUUCAGUGCGGAUACGGGAUGCCAUCCUUCUAAAAAAGGUCAAGUUAAAAUAACUGGUAAACUUGGUUUGAAUCAUGAUGAUCAGUAUGUGCUGCAAUGCGAUGCUAGUAUUGACGACCAACCGUUUGAAACUAUGUAUCAAACUCGUCGCAUCUCUACCACACCAUCUGAUAGUCCUUAUAGCCGGUACUGCGAGUGUCCGCAAGACAGAUUAAACGAACGCUCCAUUUCCAACAAUUACCAACCAAAAUUCAAAGCAAGGAAUCACAAAGAUUCAACUGUGCAGGUCGAUUUGUGCCCUGCUACACCUGCCAUUAAGUCUAUUUUGUGCCCAGCAAUGCAGAGCACUUCAUAUCGCAGCCAAGAAACUCAAUGCAAACCUGCUAAUUUUAACCAAGUUUGUUUUUCCAACAUUGAUAAGCUUAAAAUAUAUGCAAAUAAAGACGAAACGCUUCAGUGUGACUGUGCUAACAGUGAUAAUAUGAUAUUGAAACCAGCUCAAAGGGAGGGUGACAUAGGAGCAUCAAAUUUUACAAAUCCACUCGUUAUUAUAUCCGUAUAUCCCAAGCCAGAAGGAACGCACAGUCGCGAAGCAAGUCCUUCCAGGGCAACCCAUAAUGCAAAGCCUGCAGUUGAUAAACAAACUGCUAGACGUGGGAAUCCUUUGAAACCUAAGACAGAAAAAAAGGCUAUAAAGAGAAAUGAUAGAUCUCCAACAAAACCUGAAGUAAUUACAGGUACUGCACUUAAAACAGUGAAAUCACCGAUCAGAAAUCCAGUUAAAAUACAAAAAGUUGCAGCUAAAACUGAAAGAAGUGAAAAUGUUGUAUCUAAAUCUGAAAAGGUUCGACCUAGAAGUCGCUCAUCGUCGCCGCCUUCUAGUCCAACCAGACAAAAAGUUGACACCAAAUUCGUGGAAAAUAAAACUAUAAAAAUUAAAAAAGAAGUUAACAGAGUCAAGAGUCCUGACAGAAAUGCUAAUUCACAGUUUGGUAAAGCUACUCAACAAAAAGUUAUAACGCAACAAGCAGAGAUGGGUAGCACAUCAAAACAAAUUAAAAUGUCACAUCAGAGGGAUACAAAAUUUUCGUCUGAGGGUACCAAGGCUAAGCAUCCUACGUAUAAAAAACUCACACUAGAUACGUCAGAUGAAUCGUUACAAGAGCUGACAGAUAUACCGAAGUCGUCUAAGGGCGUGAAUACAGAAGUCACUUUAUCAAAGAAAGCAAUAGUAGAUUCUUUUAAACGCGCUUGUGAAUGUGUGAUCGACGGACGAUCAACUUGGGAUGGACAUGCAAGUCAGAAACACCAAAGCGAGUGGGCUGAAGGCAUCACUAAUGCAUCCAACGUUGCUGUAAGCAUAGACGGUGAGAAUGAACUUUACGACGGGCUAUUUCGUAACAGCACUCGCGUUUCUGAUGUACAGGUUCGACAUAUUGAUACGGACCUAUCUUUAAAGAAUCUUUUAUACAAUACUGAUGAAGGGACACCUAGGAAGAGAUCAGACUCUUACGCUUAUAAUACACUUAACCAAUCAAACCACGCUGAGAUCCCACGUGUUUCUGGAUUAGUUGUACGAGAUAGCAUUGAGCUUUUUCACAGAAGGACAGACGAAAGUGACUCUGAAUUGGUGGUAACAGAACAAAUGUCAGUAACUGCUCACGAUGUUUUUAGUAAAGGAAUUAAUAAAUCUUCGGUAACUCCUUCCAAGCAUUACAUAGGAGAUUCCUGCCCUGUUACCUAUCCAAUCGAAAGGGACAGAGAGAUUAGAGAACUGCUCGGCAUAGAGAGGUCUAAAGUUCCUACGGUAUCUCCUAUGUCUUCAGUAGAAGGCAGUCUUCCCAGCCGUAUACCGACACCCGUAGGGACUUCAAGUAAUACGCCUGCUAUAACUCCUGUGGAAACACCUUCCACGUCUGCUCCAACUUACAAGGAGGUUCUUCAAUGGUUUCCAGCAGGCCUUCAAUACAGCUCCUGUGACAAACGGCCGAAACAUGCUCAUGCAAGUGUUCGAGAGAUCGCUGGGAUAGCUCCAAAGUAUGAUAUCAUGUGUCGUAUUUGUAACAAAGUGAAUUCCACCAAAAAUUGUAAACACGAAAAGGCAAAAUGCCACUACGAGGUCUAUCAAACCAAUGUAUAUACCAAACAAACAUAUCGGCCUUUUGAAGUAUAUCCUUUAAAAACAUGCAAUCUACAUUCCUUCUGUUGCUGUCCUGAUAGCGCAGUGCAAUUAUCCAGAAAAACAGUUGAUGGUAAUAUAAACCAUCCGAAUGAUUUUCCUAGCAGAGAACGUAAAAAAAGUUGUGAUCCUGUGGCGCCUGAGGCGCUUAUAGAACAUAUACCGCCUGAGAAGCUUCUGCGCAAAAAGCGCCCAGAUUUGACUAGGCCACGCUGUUGUGACAAAAAAGAAUGUAAGAAAAGUUCUAGCGAUUGUUCUGAUUUCUCUACGAAUUCAUCAAAUACUCGUCUUCUUAAAAAGAAAAUGAAGAGGGACAAAAAGGAGAAGAAGGAAAAACAGAAAGAGGAGAAAAAGCAACGAAAAGCAAUUAAGGAUUUAAAGAGACGGAAAAAAAAAUCUAAAUGUAAAUGUAUCGCAAAACUUAAAAAGGUCAACGACAAAUGCUGUUCGACAUCUUUACAUCAGAUCUAUAAUCCACGAUUGCUUAAAUGUCAAGGAACUACCACUACCCCAAUAGUUCCAAAACCAAAAGAAGAUCAUAACUUACGAACAUUACAAAAAACAAAAUCGCCACCACCAAAAAAAUAUGACUACCGAAAACAAAAAAACACUUGUGAUAAGUUUCAGUGUUGCACCUGCGAUAAACCGAUUAUCCCAAAACAUUUCCCAUUAGCGAAGGAAGCUGAAAUGGAUUGUGUUGAGGAACCUAUACAAGAAAAAGAAGAAGAACAAUGUAUUGUCGACCAAGGCGAAAGUACAACUACCGAGAACAAAGAAGAAUAUAAAAUUAUUGAUUUCCCAAGACAAAGCGCAAAUGUCGAGCACCAGGUAGAAAAUAAACCUGAAGAAAGGAAGGUUAGUAAGCUGAAGGAUAUAUGCUGUUCGACACCUCCAGAUCCGAACUAUAAUCUAAAAUUAAUUCCAUGUCAAGGAAGUAGUACUAACCCAAUAGUUACCAAAAGAGUUGCUAAUGUGAAAACUGUACCAAGAUUACAAUCAAGAUCAUCAAAAAAAUAUCGAGACAUCGAAUUAAAAAACGCUAGCGAUAACAUUUGUUCUUGCACCCGCAAGAGGCCGAUCAUCCAGAAUGAGUUGGCAUUGAAUGAGGAGCUUACAAUAAAUUGCGUUAAGGAACCUGUACAAGAAAAAGAAGAGCAAUGUAUUUACUACCAAAGAGAACGUACAAUUUCCGAGUGCCAAGAAGAGAAUAAACCGGAUGAAAACAAAUUUAGUAAGCACAACGAUGAAUCCUAUUCUGUACCUGCAGAUCUGAUCUAUAAUCCAAGAUUAUUUAAAUAUCACGGAUAUGCUACUAACACAAUAGUUCCAAAAACAGUACCAAGAUUGCAAUCAAGAUUAUCAAAUAAAUAUGGGGACCGAAAUUUGAAAAACACUAGUGAUAAGGUUAGUUGUUGCACCUGCAACAAACCCAUCAUCCAGAAUCAGGUGUCAUUGAUUAAGGCAACCGAAAUAAAUCACGUUGAAGAACAUGUACAAGAAAAACUUGAAGAAAAUAAAUUUAGAAAGUUUAAUGAUAAAUCCGUUUGGACAUCUACAGACCUGAUCAAUGAUCCAAAAUCACUUAAACAUCAAGGAAUUACUACUAAUAUAAUAUUUCCACAAAGAGUUUCUUCAGUGAAAACUGUACGAAAGUUAAAAUCAAAACCAUCAAAAAGAAUUGGAGCCAGUAAUCUGAAAAACACUUGCGACAAGGUUACUUGUUGCACCUGUAAGAAACUCAACAUUCGCAAUCAGUUUGCAUUGCCUGAGGAGCACGAAAUGAAUCGCGUUGAGGAACCUGUACAAAAAGAAGACGAAUCGAUUGAUCAUCAAACAGAACGUACAAUUUUCAAGAACAAUGAAAUAAAUGGAUCUGUUGAUUACCCAAGACAAAGUAAACAUUACGAGCGUCAAGAAGAAAAUGAGCCUGAAAUUUUCGAGAACAAAGGAAAAAAUAGAAGUGUCGAUUACCCAAGACGAAGUAUACAUUACGAGCGUCAAGAAGAAAAUGGCCCUGAAGUUUCCGAGAACAAAGAAAGAAAUAAAAGUAUCGAUCACCCAAGACGAAGUAAACAUUACGAGCGUCAAGAAGAAAAUGGCCCUGAAGUUUUCGAGAACAAAGAAAAAAAUAGAAGUGUCGAUUACCCAAGACGAAGUAAACAUUACGAGCGUCAAGAAGAAAAUGGCCUUGAAGUUUCCGAGAACAAAGAAAGAAAUAAAAGUAUCGAUCACCCAAGACGAAGUAAACAUUACGAGCGUCAAGAAGAAAAUGAGCCUAACAUUGUCGAGAACAAAGAAGGAAAUAGAAGUGCCGAUUACCCAAGACGAAGUAAGCAUUACGAGCCUCAGGAAGAAAAUGGUCUUGAAAUUUUCGAGAACAAAGAAAGAAAUAGAAGUAUCGAUUACCCAAGACGAAUUAAACAUUACGAGCGUCAGGAAGGAAAUAAGCUUGAAGAAAAUAAGCCUAAAGGAAAUGAACAUGAACAAAACUCUUUUCCAAGACAAAGUACAGUUUUCGAGAGCGAAGAUGAUAAACAUCAUGGACAACAAUCUGUGGAUGAAGCGCAGCCUAACUACCAACAGUUAAUUUUGAAUAGAAAUAUAAACAUAUACCUACAAAUUGAAAAGUUUCAUAAACAAAAACCUAUACUACUAUCGAAAAAACAAUAUGAAAAAGUGAAAAAAGUAUUAGAUGUUAAAGUUACCCAUUCGAGGAUAUGGAAAGGCAGACAUGCUCAUCACUGCUGUUCUUGUUCUGUAGGAGAGAUAAGGAAAAAAGAUGGUGAAAAUGAGUUUAAUAACCCUAUGCAUGCUAAUGUAUGCACUCUCAACAGAGCGGAACAAGCAAGUCAGAAAACUUCUUGGCUUAUGACAAAAAACGAAACUGCUCAAAAGGUGUGCAAAAUGACUACAGAACAAAUGGAAUCUGCUGCUGAAUCUCCAAAACAGUCAUUGAUACAACAAAUUUACCAAGACGCUGACCCCGGAACUAUAAGGAAUAAGAUAAAGGAAUUAACAAGUAUCAAACAAAAUACAAAGAAAACAGUACCGGAACCAAGGAGGGACACACAAAAUGUCAUUAACUGUGUUAAAGAAGGAGGAAAAAACAACAAUUCAUAUAAUUUAAAGUGUGCGCAAUGUGGACGGAAAAAUGUACAAGUUUCAAAUGUUUCAAGUUUUAAGAAAAACGAAUUGAAAGAACGUUACGAGGCCCCACGAUACUAUAUAGAUAAUGACAAGUUUUGCAAUAUUUGUAGAAUGGUUCACGGUCUAGAAGGGGAAACCAUAUAUCCAAUACAAAAGCUGAAAUCUAGUACAAGACGAGCAGCUUCUUCUGCUGAGAUCUAUUACGCUAACAUUAACACAGAAAAACGCGUAACAUUUUCUUCAUCGUAUCUUGAUGGUAACGUCGUGAGACAAGCUUCCAGUCACCUUUUGUUAAGGAAACACAGCUCAAAUAGCCUCUAUACACUUUUUAAAGGAUGUCGUCGGAAAUGUCCAACUCCCAAUCUGGGGACAUCGAUCGACUCUUUAUCAUCUGAAAACGUGACCUGGAAGGCUUAUAAAGUAAACCCAGUAGAAGUGAAGAAUCGUAAGCCAUUCCUUAAGAGGUUGAUGUCAUGCUUGAUAAUGCGAUCGAAGACUUCUGAUGUAAGAUUUGGCCGGCUAAUACCAAAAGUUGCGAGCAUGAACAGUUCUAUUGAUUCGUAUCACAUCAAUACGUCUCUUAAUGGCAUCGAUCUAAGUUCCUCGAUUUACGACACCUCGGCAUCGUACUUCACUAAUCACACUAUUUUGCCUAUAAGCGGAUUUAAAAUGAAAAGAGGAGGAUUCUUAAGUUCAGUUAAAGGAUUCCUUUCCAAUAAUCGCAAAACUUGAAUCGUUGACUUCUUCAUUUGGGGUAUUGGGUAUAGUUUUAAAGGAAAAUUACCUUCUGGCCCGGGCUACAGGGUUACAGUAUGUCAUUAGACAUUACAACAAAAAAAUUUGUUGUUCUAUUUUCAAAUUGCUUACGUCUCGAUCAAAAUUACAAAUGGAAAAAUAUCUAUAUCCGUCCGUUUUUCUCUUAGUUUGAAAAGAGGGAAAGAUGGGCAAAAAAUAGACUGUCGUAGUUGAACAGUUGGGCUACGGCGUGGUUCUACAGGCGUUUUCGCACGUAUUUGUAUCUUUGUUGUUUUCAUCGUAUCAUGUUCCACAGUGUGUCGCAUCUCUUGUGACCAUGACUAAGAAUUAGUGUAUUAUUUUAAUACAUUCAGUUCUAAUGUGUGUUGUACAUUGUGAAGAUUUUUAUUGUUUUAUAUUUUUCUUGUGAUUAUUUCGCGUUUUAUUUUUAAAAUUGUGAUUUC